Lottia gigantea (owl limpet) is the source of this 369-nucleotide messenger RNA. RefSeq lists its product as hypothetical. The transcript has 2 exons. The record is from RefSeq and is a predicted model, not a curated record. Lineage: Eukaryota; Metazoa; Mollusca; Gastropoda; Lottiidae. The coding region runs from base 1 to 369 and encodes 122 amino acids.
AUGGCUCUCCCGUAUCCCGAAGCAGGUACCCGAACUGAUAUUGGUAUAAAUUCCGGUCUGACUAUGUUAGAUACAGGACGAACUGGUGAAGAUAAGGUUCUGAUAGUUAUAACUGAUGGUUAUUCUGAUAAUUUGGAACUUACGAAGAAUGCUUCUACAACAGCUAAAGCAGAUGGUGCUACCGUGUACGCUGUCGGUGUCGGAGGCGAUGUUUUGGACAGCGAGUUGUCGGAUAUUGCUUCUGGAACUGGAUAUGUUGAAAGAGCAACCAACUUUGAUACAGUGCUAGACUCAUUAGAUAUUGGUAUACCGGAAGUUAACUUAUGUGGAAUAGUUGGUUGUUAUAAUUUUAAAGCUAGUUCUUUGUGA